UUAAAAACAAACAAAAAAACGGAGAGGAAGACAGAAAAAAAGCAAAUGAAAAUAACAGGCAUAAAUAUAUCACGCCAUGCGGCACCUGGCUAUCUCUGACAACAGGAAACAAAAAGCUACCAUGGGCACGCUGCAAAGCCUGAGAAUAGUGAGCGCUGUGCUGGCAGCGAUACUGGGGCCGGUGUCCGCCAAGCCCAUUGUGGAUCCCGGCUUGUUCGUGAUCCAAGGAGUGACCAGCUGCCUCAAUGGCACGGGCUACUGCAUGCUCGGAAACAACUGCUCCAUCGACGUGGAUUUCCUCCCUGCAUCCAGUGGCCAUUGCAAGGGACUCAGGGAUGCCUUCACGCCCAAAAUUGACUUUAUUUGUUGCAAGUACAAUCCUUUCGGGAAAGCCACCAGCGAGCCGCCCACGACCACCGUCUCCACCUACACCAUCACGGACGUCUUCUCGCUUAUCGACCAGGAGAUAAUGCACGAGCAACAGGUGGGUGGCGCUGCUGUUUCAGGCCUGGUUAAAGGUCAGAGAUUUCCAUAA
This is a messenger RNA of Penaeus chinensis, 535 nucleotides long. RefSeq lists its product as uncharacterized. The record is from RefSeq and is a predicted model, not a curated record. The transcript has 5 exons. NCBI's taxonomy places the organism in Eukaryota, Metazoa, Arthropoda, Malacostraca, Decapoda, Penaeidae. Bases 77 to 535 code for a protein of 152 amino acids.